AUGUCCUCCUCCCUCGUGGCGCUGGCCCUGUUGGGGCUGCUCUCUCUGCCCUGCCUGGAUGCCGCCGACCGUGUUCCAAAGGUUCAGGUGUACUCUCGCCAUCCAGCAGAGAAUGGAAAGCCAAAUUUCUUGAAUUGCUAUGUAUCUGGAUUUCAUCCACCCCAGAUUACAAUUGACCUUUACAAAAAUGGCAAGAAAAUCACAGAGAAAGUAGAACGGUCAGACUUGGCUUUCAGCAAAGAUUGGUCUUUCUACCUCCUGGUCUACACUGAAUUCACCCCCAACGAUCACGAUGAAUUCACUUGCCGUGUGGAGCAUUCUGCUCUCAAGGAACCCAAGAUAGUUAAGUGGGAUCGAGACAACUAA
Elephantulus edwardii (Cape elephant shrew) is the source of this 366-nucleotide messenger RNA. RefSeq names its product beta-2-microglobulin-like. Gene Ontology annotation, biological process: immunoglobulin production involved in immunoglobulin-mediated immune response; peptide antigen assembly with MHC class II protein complex; immune response. Bases 1 to 366 code for a protein of 121 amino acids. Lineage: Eukaryota; Metazoa; Chordata; Mammalia; Macroscelidea; Macroscelididae. Gene Ontology annotation, cellular component: MHC class II protein complex; MHC class I protein complex. The transcript is spliced from 3 exons. Gene Ontology annotation, molecular function: MHC class II protein complex binding. The record is from RefSeq and is a predicted model, not a curated record.